Messenger RNA from Syzygium oleosum, 2167 nucleotides. RefSeq names its product chaperonin CPN60-like 2, mitochondrial. The coding region runs from base 186 to 1910 and encodes 574 amino acids. Lineage: Eukaryota; Viridiplantae; Streptophyta; Magnoliopsida; Myrtales; Myrtaceae. Gene Ontology annotation, biological process: protein refolding. Gene Ontology annotation, cellular component: mitochondrion; cytosol. The transcript is spliced from 18 exons. Gene Ontology annotation, molecular function: ATP binding; ATP-dependent protein folding chaperone. The record is from RefSeq and is a predicted model, not a curated record.
UCGCGAAAAGGAGGAGUCGGACGUGUCCAUCUGAAUUCGAACGUGAACUCGGGCGAGCUCGGGAUCAACUCGAUUCUCGGGACCUACGAGGCUGCGAUUCGCGAUUGAAUCGGCAUUGAUCCUGCGUUGUUUUCGCCGGAAUCUGUGCCGUUUUUCGCCUUCCCCGGCGGCGUGGUGAACGCGAAAUGUUCCGAAUUGCUUCGCAGCUGCUGGCGUCGUCGCUCAGUCAUGGAUCUUCGAGGAAACUGGCUUGCCGUGCGGUCAUCGGGAGUAGAUGCUAUGUCGCCAAGGAUAUCAACUUUGGGAUCGGAGCCCGUGCAGCUAUGCUGCAAGGUGUCACCGAGGUUGCAGAAGCUGUAAAAGUGACAAUGGGACCUAAGGGCCGAAAUGUGAUAAUUGAAAAGAGUAGAGGGAAUCCCAAAAUCACAAAGGACGGAGUCACUGUUGCCAAAAGCAUCAAGUUUGAGGAUAAGGCCAAGAAUGUAGGUGCGGAUCUCGUAAAACAGGUGGCAAAUGCAACAAAUAAAGCUGCUGGAGAUGGUACAACUUGUGCAACUGUACUGACCCAGGCAAUAGUGAUGGAAGGAUGCAAGUCAGUAGCUGCUGGUGCAAAUGUGAUGGAUUUGCGCGGUGGGAUCCAUAAAGCAGUUGAUGCUGUCAUAGCUGACUUGAAAAGCAGAGCCCUGAUGAUUAGUACUCCCGAAGAAAUCACGCAGGUGGCCACUAUCUCUGCUAAUGGUGAACGGGAGAUUGGAGAACUGAUAGCACGCGCAAUGGAGAAAGUUGGAAAGGAAGGAAUAAUUACUGUCACCGAUGGAACCACGUUCGACAAUGAAUUGGAAGUGGUGGAGGGAAUGAAGCUUGCCAGAGGUUACAUGUCUCCUUAUUUUAUCACUGAUCGAAAGACCCAGAAAUGCGAACUGGAAAAUCCCCUCAUCCUCAUUCAUGACAAGAAAAUUUCAGAUUUGAAUGUGGUUGUGCGAAUAUUGGAGCUGGCUAUGAAGGUGAACAGACCUCUUCUUAUAGUAGCUGAGGAUCUAGAGAGCGAGGCGCUGACAACACUUGUCAUCAACAAGCAUCAUGCUGGGAUAAAGCUCUGUGCCGUGAAAGCUCCCGGAUUUGGGGAAAACCGAAGAGCAAACUUGGAUGAUCUUGCUGUUUUUACGGGAGGAGAGGUUAUAUCCGAAGAUCGUGGUCUUACUCUUGAUAAAAUCAAAGUUGAAAUGCUGGGUAGUGCAAAAAAGGCGACUGUCUCUCUCGACGAUACUAUUAUUCUGCAUGGAGAAGGCGACAAGAAGGCAAUUGAAGAAAGAUGUGAAGAGCUGAGAACAGCCAUGGAGAAGAGUACGUCCACCUUUGACAAAGAGAAAGCACAGGAGCGUCUUUCAAAGCUGUCUGGUGGUGUAGCUGUUUUUAAGGUUGGUGGGGCUAGUGAGGUAGAAGUCGGUGAAAGGAAAGACAGGGUCACUGAUUCCUUAAAUGCUACAAGGGCAGCUGUUGAAGAGGGUACCGUGCCAGGUGGUGGUGUUGCUCUUUUAUAUGCCACAAAGGUCUUGGAGAACGUUCAAACUCAAAAUGAGGACGAAAGAAGGGGUGUCCAAAUCAUUCAAAAUGCUCUUAAGGCACCUUCACUCGCAAUAUUCUCAAAUGCUGGCUUUGAUGGAGUUCUGAUUGUUGGCAAAUUAUUAGAGCAAGAUAAUUUCAAUAUGGGAUUUGAUGCUGCAAAAGGAGAUUACGUUGACAUGGUGAAGGCAGGCAUUAUAGAUCCUCUCAAAGUUGUUAGAACUGCGCUAGUAGAUGCUGCAAGUGUCUCAUUGUUGCUGGCGACAACUGAGGUGGCUGUCGUUGAGCGUGCAAAUGAGAAGAAGCCUCCUAGUCGUAUGCCGGAUAUGGAUGAUAUGGGCUAUUGAUUUGCUCAUAUUCACGUUUGAAAGAAAAGGUUUGUAUUUUGAGCCUCUUGAGUGUAACCGGAGAAAAAUCUCCUUGGCGGGAAUACCCUCACGACAUCUUAAGGACAUUCCCAAUUAUUUGGAUGGAGAAGAGCUAAUGAGAAAUAAUAUGAUGAAUUUGACUUGGGAGAAAAUAGCUGUUAGAGACAACCUUAUGGUGAUGUAGACUUGACUAGCAUUGAUGAAAUUAUGAAAUAACUAUUCUCUGUUUACCCAAA